AUUCCCUUUAGCAUCCUCAUGGUUAAGGCUCAACAGGAAGAGGCUUCUAUCGGACGUAUUCAUAAGGUCGCCGGUCCUUUGGUCGUGGCUGAUAACAUGUCCGGUUCUAAGAUGUACGAAGUGGUUCGUGUUGGUUGGGAGAAUCUUGUCGGAGAGAUUAUCAAGAUUGAGGGAGAUACUGCCUCAAUUCAGGUUUAUGAAGAUACUGCUGGUUUAACUGUUGGUGAUCCGGUUAUCAAGACUGGUAAACCUCUUGCUCUUGAGCUAGGACCUGGUAUUCUUAAUAAUAUCUUUGAUGGUAUUCAACGUCCUCUAGAGCGUAUUCGUGAUUUAUCCAAAUCAUUGUUCAUUCCUCGUGGUGUCGAUGUUGCUGCUCUUGAUGGCGAUAAACUCUAUGAGUUUAAACCAGCUGCUAACGUACGUGUUGGUGAUAUCGUAACUGGUGGUGAUAUUAUUGGUUUUGUUAUUGAGAAUGGUUUAUUCAGUAACCAUAAGGUUAUGGUACCUCCUGGAAAUCAAGGACGUGUACAAUGGAUUGCCCCUAAUGGUAAUUACUCUGUUCAUACUUGUUUAAUGGAGAUUGAGUCCAACAGUAGCAGCCUUGGAGGAAGUGAUGUCGAUGUAAGUAGUAGUACUACUACUAAGCUAUCUAUGGCACAUUCAUGGCCUGUAAGACAUGCUCGUCCAUGUGUUGAGAAGCUCCCUGGUAUUGCUCCUAUGCUUACUUGUCAACGUGUUAUUGAUGCUUUAUUCCCUACUACUCUUGGUGGUACUUGUGCUGUACCUGGUGCCUUUGGUUGUGGUAAGACAGUUAUUUCUCAAUCUUUGGCUAAAUAUUCCAAUAGUGAUGUUGUUGUUUAUGUUGGUUGUGGUGAACGUGGUAAUGAAAUGGCUGAAGUCUUAACUGAAUUCCCUCAACUUACUACUCUUAUUAAUGGUAAAGAGGAACAGAUUAUGCAACGUACUACCUUGGUUGCUAAUACCUCUAAUAUGCCUGUUGCUGCUCGUGAGGCAUCUGUCUAUACUGGUGUCACCACUGCUGAGUAUUUCCGUGAUAUGGGACUUAAUGUUAGUAUGAUGGCUGAUUCUACUUCUCGUUGGGCUGAGGCUUUACGUGAAAUAUCUGGUCGUUUGGCUGAGAUGCCUGCUGAUUCUGGUUAUCCUGCUUAUCUCGGUGCUCGUCUUGCUUCCUUCUAUGAGCGUGCUGGACGUGUUAAGUGUAUGGGUUCUCCUGAUCGUGAGGGUGCGGUAACUAUUGUUGGUGCUGUAUCUCCUCCUGGUGGUGAUUUCACUGAUCCUGUUACCUCAGCAACUCUAUCUAUUGUACAAGUAUUCUGGGGUCUUGAUAAGAAGUUGGCUCAGAGGAAGCAUUUCCCUUCCAUUAACUGGAAUAUCUCUUUCUCAAAGUAUACUCGUGCCUUGGAGCCCUUCUUCAACAAGUAUGAUAAUGAGUAUUCAUCUUUACAACAAAAGGUUAAAGAGAUUCUUCAGACUGAAGAUGAUCUACAAGAAAUUGUACAAUUGGUUGGUCGUGAUUCACUAUCUGAAGAUCAGAAGUGUACUUUAGAGGUUGCUCGUAUUAUUCGUGAAGAUUUCCUUCAACAGAAUGGUUUCAGUGAUUAUGAUUAUAUGUGCCCUCUAGCUAAGACUAUUGGUAUGAUGAAAUGUAUCUGUCAUUUCUAUGAUGCUGCUCAGAAAUGUUUGUCUGAGAAUCAUGGUGAUAAGGUUAUUGGAUGGUCACAGAUAUCUACUGCUUGCAAGGAUGUUAUCGUCGCUAUUACCAAUAUGAAGUUCGAGAUGCCUCAACAUAGUGAAGAGGAUUUCGCUGACUUCUUUGCUAAUCUUGUUAACCAGAUUGAUACUGCCUUCCAGAAUCUUCUAGAUGAGACUAACAAUACCAACUAAUAAUGAAUAGUGCGACUACAUACUACUACUAUUCAUGGUCUAGGAUAUCAUCCGUGGUUCUAGUUUAGAGACGACCAUUCUUCAACUAGGUGAUUUUUUCCAUCGUUUCACCACAAUGCUGCUGUUAGAUGUUGUUGAAGUUAUGAUAUCAGUAACUGGAGUUAUUGUGGGGAUGAAGCAGCAGCAGGAGGUUAACAACCAUCUAUCAUAUCUAAGAGUAUUCGACAUAAAAGAUAGUAUAAUUCCUACUGCUGUUCUUAGUCAUCGUCAUUAUGUGGACUUAUAUUAGUGUGUAUCAUUGGAGAUUGCUCUGAUACUACUAUUACUAGUAUUGGUAAAUACUAAUAGAAUAUGUUACAUGUAAUGCCGCUGCUGCUCUGAACUAAUCUCCAGCUGCAUUCUUAUGAUAUCUACUAUUGCUGGUAAUA
Perkinsus marinus ATCC 50983 is the source of this 2333-nucleotide messenger RNA. RefSeq names its product vacuolar ATP synthase subunit A, putative. The transcript has 3 exons. NCBI's taxonomy places the organism in Eukaryota, Perkinsozoa, Perkinsida, Perkinsidae. The coding region runs from base 19 to 1905 and encodes 628 amino acids. The record is from RefSeq and is a predicted model, not a curated record. Gene Ontology annotation, cellular component: proton-transporting V-type ATPase, V1 domain. Gene Ontology annotation, molecular function: proton-transporting ATPase activity, rotational mechanism; ATP hydrolysis activity; ATP binding. Gene Ontology annotation, biological process: ATP metabolic process; proton transmembrane transport.